This is a messenger RNA of Beauveria bassiana ARSEF 2860, 753 nucleotides long. RefSeq lists its product as uncharacterized. The record is from RefSeq and is a predicted model, not a curated record. The transcript has a single exon. Bases 1 to 753 code for a protein of 250 amino acids. Lineage: Eukaryota; Fungi; Ascomycota; Sordariomycetes; Hypocreales; Cordycipitaceae.
AUGCCUCAUCAACCAAGAGCUGUCCUGAUCGUUACCGGUGCCUGGCAUGUAUCCGGUCACUAUCAUAAACUUGUUGCGGCAAUUGAGGCGCGCGGUUUCCGCACAAUCUGCGAGACACUCCCGACAAACAACAAUGUAGUGCCGCCAAACACGACACUACAGGACGAUGUCGACUUCAUCCGAUCCAUCGUUGCCAAAGAAACGGCAUCCGGAACUCACUUGACUGUCCUCGCUCACUCCUGGGGUGGCAUGAUCUCCAGCAGUGCCCUUGCCGACUUUGCUGUGCCGCGGGGCUCGACACAGGGUGGUGUCACAGACCUGAUCUUUAUGUGCGCCUUUGUGCCCCGCGAAGGCGAGUCUCUGUAUGGAGUCUCCGGCAAACAGCCCCCUUACCUCGUCGACGAGAAUAACAUCAUGGUGUGUCGUGACCCCUUGAAGCGUUUUUACAACGACCUCGAGCCCGAGGAAGCCGCGUGGGCUGAAUCGUUGCGCGUGGCACAUGGCACGGUAGCGCAGAACACGCCGCUCAGUGUGGAAAAAGUGGCUUGGCGCACUAUCCCAUUGAGCUACAUCUUCUGCGAGAAUGAUGAGGCGGUGCCGCUCUCCUUGCAAAAGAUGAUGGUUGGCCGAGUUGAGAGCGACGGUAUAUCAGUCAAGCAGUACAGCCUCGCCGCCUCGCACAGCCCGUUUCUCAGCAUGCCGGACAAGGUGGCCGAUAUAGUCGAAGAGGUGAUGAACAGGGUGUCUGAGUAG